ACCGCCGGAGGGAGGCGCCGUCCCCUCGCCCCGUCCGGCCGCCGGCAAGCAACCCCAGCCUCCCCUCCCGAUCCGCCCCCGCGCCGCGCCUGGGCCGCGCCGGAAUCGAUCCCGGCCGGUGACGCCGGAUCCAGCGCCGCCACGCCAGAUCCAGCGCCGGCGCGCCCUAGAGACCCGCGGCAGCUCAUCUCGGUGCUGCGCCAGCGUCUGCGUCGUGCCGCACCGUCGGAAAAAGUCUCCUCCGACUCGGGGGGGCGCCACCGCGAGCCUCCUCCGACUCGGGCGCCGCGAGCCGGAGCAGCGCCGGUGUCCUUCGACUCCCCUUCUCGACAACGCCAUCGCCUAGGAUCUUGGGGGGGUUGACCUGAGCCUCCAUGGUGCGCGGCAAGUCCGACCGGGGGGACACGUCGGUGGUGGUCGUCGUCCUAGAGGCAAACGAGGUGUACAUUGUGGCGAGCCUGUCGACAGCAGGCGACACACAGGUGAUCCGCGUCGACCCCACCACGGGGGCGCUGCGCCACCAGGGGAAGCAGGGGGAGGACCUCUUUGAGUCCGAGGCGGCUGCCCUGAAACACAUCACCAACGGGUCGAGAUUCUUAUCCAAGAGCACCACAUAUGCCAAGGCCGUGCUGGGCUAUGCCGUGUUAGGGAGUUACGCUCUGCUUCUCGUUGCAACGCAGCUCAGUGCGACGGUCCCGCGGCUACCUGGAGGCGGGUGUAUAUAUACCGUGUCGGAGAGUCAAUGGGUGAAGGUUCAGCUGCAGAAUCCUCAGCCCCAGGGAAGUGGGGAGCUGAAGAAUGUCAAGGAUUUGGCUGAUCUUGACAUUGAUGGCAAGUACUACUUUUGUGAAACGAGGGACAUCACUAGGCCGUUUCCAAGUCGGAUGGCUAUUCAGGAACCAGACGAGGAGUUCGUGUGGAAUGCGUGGUUGUCAAGGCCUUUCAAGGACAUUGGUUUGCCGGGGCAUUGUGUCAUUCUUUUGCAGGGCUUUGCAGAGUGUCGCAAUUUUGGAGCUGCAGGGCAGCAAGGUGGGCUAGUUGCUCUCAUUGCACGCCGUAGUCGGCUACAUCCUGGUACCCGCUAUUUGGCUCGUGGGCUGAAUGCAUGUUCUGGCACCGGCAAUGAGGUGGAGUGCGAGCAAAUUGUUUGGGCCCCUCAAAAAGGUGGGCAAGUAAUACCUUUUAACUCGUAUAUCUGGCGGCGUGGGACUAUACCAAUAUGGUGGGGUGCAGAAAUAAAGAAUGCUGUGUCAGUUGAGGCUGAGAUUUAUGUUGCUGAUGAUCCUUACAAUGGGACCUUGCAAUACUACCAACGGCUGGGUCGAAGAUACGGUAAUAAAUCAUCUGAAGUCAGUGCUACGAGUAAGAAGAAACCUGGAAUGGUUCCCAUUGUGUGUGUUAACUUGCUAAGAUAUGCUGAAGGGAAACCCGAGACAAUUCUAGUUGAACAUUUCAAAGAAUCUCUGAAGUACCUGAAGUCUACUGGCAAGCUUGGAAACACCUGGAUUCAGUUGAUAAAUUAUGACUGGCAUGCCACUGUGAAGUUAAAAGGGCAACAACAGACAGUUGAGGGCCUCUGGAGGCACCUUAAAGCACCAACAAUGGCCAUUGGCUUCAGUGAAGGGAAUUACUACAGUGUAAAACAGCAGCUUAACGAAUGCAAGGGAUCAAUUAUCUGCAAUGGUGAUGGUGGGUUCUGUAUGGAUAAUGUUCAAAAUGGUGUGGUACGUUUUAAUUGUGCAGAUUCUCUUGAUCGCACCAAUGCUGCUAGCUAUUUUGGGGCGCUUCAAGUUUUUGUCGAACAGUGUAGUCAACUUGGUAUUUCCCUUGAUAUAGAUGCUAUGUUUGGCUUAUCGGCAAGCAGAAAUUCUGAGUAUAACGGUCGGAGUGCUCGUUCUUUGCCCCCUGGAUGGGAGGAACGCUUUGACUCUGUAACAGGUAAAUCAUUUUAUAUCGAUCAUAAUACACGUACUACCUCAUGGGAGCAUCCAUGCCAGGAAGCUCCACAUAAGCGCUGGAAGAGAUUUGAUAUGACAUUUGAGCAGUUCAAGAGCUCAACAAUGCUUGCCCCAGUGAACCAUCUUGCUGAAAUUUUUCUUUUGGCUGGUGAUAUACAUGCCACGUUGUACACUGGCUCAAAAGCUAUGCACAGCGAGAUUCUAAACAUAUUCAAGGAGGAGACUGGAAAGUUCAGCAAAUUCUCUGCUGCUCAGAAUGUCAAGAUUACACUGCAAAGAAGGUUCCACAAUUAUAUGAAUGAUAGCUCUCGUCAAAAACAGUUUGAGAUGUUUCUUGGAUUGAGGCUAUAUAAGCAUCUCCCAUCCAUCCCAAUUUUCCCUCUCAAAGUACUAUCGAGACCAUCUGGAUGCAUGUUGAAACCAGUUCCUUGUAUCACUCCAAUGGCUGAUGGUGGUUCCAGUCUUCUCAGCUUCAAAAAGAAGGAUAUUGUUUGGGUAUGCCAGCAAGGUGCAGACUAUGUUGAGCUUUUUAUAUACCUUGGAGAACCUUGUCAUGUUUCUCAGCUUCUUCUUACUGUUUCCCAUGGGGUUGAAGAUUCUUCAUAUCCAGCUACUGUAGAUGUCAGAGUUGGCUCCAGCAUAGAUGCUCUUAAGCUUGUUGUUGAGGGCGCUUGCAUACCCCAGUGCUCGAAUGGGACAAAUUUGUUGAUCCCUCUCACUGGAAGAAUUCAUCCAGAGGACUUGGCUGUUACCGGCAAUAGUGCUCGACCGGACGUUCAAGAGAGCACUUAUCUUCCGUUGUUAUACGAUUUCGAAGAGCUGGAAGGAGAAGUGAACUUUCUAAAUCGGGUUGUCGCAUUAUCUUUUCAUCCUUCUCCCAUGGCGAGAACAGCCAUCACACUUGGUGAGAUGAGUAAUCUUCUGAAACAGAUUGAAGUACUUGGUGUUUCUCUUCCAUGGGUGGAUAUGUUAACCAAUAGCAAAGGUGUUGCUCAAGUUUUGGAGCUCCUCCAUGAAAAAGCAUAUACUCCCCGCGAUCUAGCUUUGAAAAAUAUUGCAGAUUCUUCCUCUCCUGGUAAUGCUGUUCACGGUAGUGAGAGGAGUUAUACUAGAAGUUCAUCAUCAGUUCAACCUGGUGGUUCAGGAAAUUUUGUGGAUUUUCUCACGGGUGAUAUCGACGUACCGAACCAAUCAAAAAACACUGGAAAUACAUCUUUUGGUAAUGAGGAUCAGACGAACUUCUUUGAUGAUGAAUUUGACGUCAACCCUUUUGCCACUGCAUCAGAAGAGCCUGUUGCUGAAGUCAAUAACCAUGUUGAAGAUUGUGGCAGUACACAGUUUUAUCUCGAGUUUUUGGAGUCACUUUCUCAAAAUAAUAAGGGAAAGAGCCUUAACUUUGAACAAAUGAUGAAGCUUGAAAUAAAACGUCUUUAUCUUGAUCUUUCUGCUGCCGAAAGGGACCGGGCAUUGUUAUCGAUUGGUGUAAUUCCUGCCACGGUAGAUCCAAAUCGUUCAGUUGAUUACUCUUACCUGUUGAAGUUAUCCAGCCUUACUGAUAAGCUAGCAUUGCUGGGGCAUUCUGUCUUUGAGGAUCGUACUAAUGCUUCAAUAGGGCUCGAAAAGGUCAAUAGCCAUGCUGUAGACUUUUGGAAUAUCAGUGAAAAUGGUGAAUCAUGCUCUGGUGGGGCAUGUGAAGUCCGUGCUGUAUCUUCGUUACAAGCUUCAGCUACUAGUGGAAAUACAUCACUAUUCGUGGAGUGUUCCCAGUGCGAAAGGACAGCUUGCAAGGCUUGCUGUGCUGGGAAAGGGGCCUUCCUUUUGCUUGGCAACACUUACAGAGAUCUGAAGAUAUAUGGUGGGAAUCAAGGUGGUGGCUAUUCAGCCCUCGCAGAUAGUUCUGUGUGCAAAUCAUGCUGCAAUGAGAUGAUUAAACAAGCACUGUAUGUCGAUUAUGUCAGGGUUCUUCAUAGUAUGAGAAGAAAAGGUCGUGCGGAGAAAGCAGCACUGAAAGCAGUGAAUCAGGUCUGCCAACUUGAGCCCAAUAGAAUAUCGGAUUCAGUACAUAGUGUUCAAUCUGGUCUGAGACAAUUGAAGCAGCUCCUUGAUGAUGAAGAAUCUCUUGCAGAAUUUCCACAUGCAAGCUUUUUACAUACGGUAGAAACUGCUGAUGACUCUGCUCCACUGUUUUCGUUGCUGGCACCACUUGGUAGUGGAGUGCACAAGUCCUACUGGAAAGCUCCACAAGGCAACACAUCUGUGGAGUUCCCGAUUGUUCUUGGCGGUAUAUCAGAUGUUUCAGGAGUUGCAAUAAUUGUCAGUUCCUGUGGUUACUCAACAUCUGAUUGCCCAAUUGUGGAGAUAUGGGCUAGUAAUAAAAUACAGCGAGACGACCGCACAUUCAUAGGAAAGUGGGACGUGCAAAGUAUGAUAGUGUCAUCUCCUCAGCUUUAUGGACCAGAAAAUUCGGGUAGCUUGGAUGAGGCACCAAGACACUUUAAACUACACUUCCCAAAUCCUAUCCGCUGUCGCAUAAUUUCAAUAAAAAUGACACUUCCCCAAAUUGGUUCUAGCUCAACCAAGUUUAAUGAAGACUUUAGUGAUCUUUUAUCAUUGGAUGAAAGCUCAUUUAUUGAUUCUAAGGCAAACAAUUCACAUAACUCAUUUAUCCAUGCAAAAAGGAUUGUUGUUUUCGGUAGCUCUUUGCCCAAGGAGAUGGGUCCUGACACAUCUGUGGCAAUAAUGAGGAUGAGAAGUUACGUAGAUGGAUCACCAUCGUUUGGCAGAUUUAGGAUUCCGGUUGAGGCUGAGAGGUUGAGAGACCACGAUCUUGUUCUUGAGCAAUAUCUCUUGCCUAAUUCGCCUGGAAUAGCUGGAUUUCGCCUUGAUUCCUUUGGUGUUAUAAGACCUCGAGUAACCCAUUCACCUCUGCCAUCAGAGUUAGAUAUGAAGGAGUGUUCAUUGAUACGUAUGGAAGAUAGACACUUAAAUCCUGCAAUUCUUCAUAUACAAGUCACAGUUGUUAAGGAGUCUGGCAAGCUGGUUGUAGAGGAAUACCGUCUGCCGGAAGUAAAAGCAAAUACACCACUGUAUUUUGAUUUUUCGGAUUUGCAGCAAGAUGCCCGUUGCGUUAUCUUUAGAUUACUUGGAGAUGUCACUGCCUUUGUUGAUGAUAUUGCUGAGAUUGAUGGCUUAAGCUUGCGGAAUCUUCCUCUGGCUUCUGGAUUGUCUUUGUCAAAUAAGAUCAAGCUGUACUACUACGCUGAUACCUAUGAGAUGGGAAAGAUCGGCAGUCUCUCGGCAGUAUGAUAUAUACAAGGUGUUGUACAUGCCAUGAUGAAGUGAUUCACGGUUGGUACAUAUUGGUGUUGUAAACUAGUAUUAUUAUUCCUUUGUGUCGGUGUCGUAGGCGAUAACUACAGCAGUGCAGUGCGGUGCAGCACGGUACCACAACAAAAACCCACAAGAACUUGAGAACGUUCUGUUUGUGCGAUACAAGUUGAGGACCCUGGGGAUAUUAACUAUAGUAUUUCUUUAUUUAUUUUUCGUUUGUAGAAUGUCGGUAAAUCGAAGAUCCGUUUGCUUUUGUAGGAUGUUUGAAAAUUCAAUGUGAUUGCCACACUUUUGAUGCUGCCAGUUACAAUUUGUGGAUGCGUGUAUGAAAUCUGUAAAGGAUCAAGUGCUGAAUUUUGUAUGAGGUUUUCUUUACUGACAAAUAUUUUGGGCACUGGUUUUUUCCAGUUACAAGUUCACUUGUAUGUUGCACUUAAUUUGAAUAACAACAUCUGAGGCUAAGAGGUGGGCCAA
Messenger RNA from Triticum dicoccoides, 5762 nucleotides. Its product is annotated as probable phosphoinositide phosphatase SAC9. The transcript is spliced from 12 exons. NCBI's taxonomy places the organism in Eukaryota, Viridiplantae, Streptophyta, Magnoliopsida, Poales, Poaceae. Bases 375 to 5264 code for a protein of 1629 amino acids. The record is from RefSeq and is a predicted model, not a curated record. Gene Ontology annotation, molecular function: protein binding; phosphatase activity.